Messenger RNA from Miscanthus lutarioriparius, 768 nucleotides. NCBI's taxonomy places the organism in Eukaryota, Viridiplantae, Streptophyta, Magnoliopsida, Poales, Poaceae. The record is from the annotation of a GenBank genome assembly.
AUGGAUUCAAUGGAGAACCAGCAGCUGCAAGGAGACGAGUCGUCGUCGUCGCACGCGCUCCCCAGCUUCCCCUACUUCGCCGUGCCGUCGCCGCCGUAUGCGCCGCCGCCGAGCUUACCGUUACCACCAUCGGAUGACCAGCACAGUACCCUCAUCACAGCGCUCCGGCAGCAACCGUUGUCGGCGUGCAAUAACGACGACCUUCCUCUUCAGCUGGGGCCUGAUCAGCUAGCGGCGGCGGCGGCUGCGUUGGCGCCGAUGGUUCUCCCGCCGAUGGUGGACUGGUCGGCGCUGCUCCAGCAGGCCAGCUUGAUGGGGCCCCUCGUACCGGGACUACUGCAGCAAGCGGCGCCUCUGGAGCCGUUGGACCAGAGCGGGGAGAACGACGGCGGCGACGCAGGGAGUAGUAGUAGCAGCAAGGAGAAGGCGGCGAAGGGCGGCGGCGGCGGCGCGGCCGGGAGGUCUGGGAAGAAGAAGGCGAGCAGGCCGCGGUUCGCGUUCCAGACGAGGAGCGUCAACGACAUCCUGGACGACGGCUACCGGUGGAGGAAGUACGGGCAGAAGGCCGUCAAGAAUAGCGAACACCCCAGGAGCUACUACCGGUGCACCCACCAUACGUGCAAUGUGAAGAAGCAGGUGCAGCGCCUGGCCAAGGAUACGAGCAUCGUGGUCACUACUUACGAGGGCGUCCAUAACCACCCCUGCGAGAAGCUCAUGGAAGCGCUCAGCCCCAUCCUCAAGCAGCUCCAGUUCCUCUCGCAGUUCUAA